AAAUUUGCUAGCAAAUAUUACUGUCACACAAAUGGAAAUUGAAAUAUCUAUUGUGUAAUUUUGAUGGGUUAUAUGUGGUCUUGAUCGAAUCUAAUGUGGUUUAUUUUUCCAAACAUGCUGAGAGUAGCAAACGACAGAUUCUAUUCUGAAAUAUAGAACACAGCAUAGACAGUGACUAAAUAAUUUCCCCAUGAAUCAGAGCACAUGCCAGCUUAGCUUCAUAUACAGGAUUGAGUGUGCGCUGUAGAUAUUGAUCUUUGCGGUAAACCCUUUGCCAUGUUUUGCUCAAGUAUGCACCUUUACCUCGAUAUCCUUCUCCUAACUGGGCCAGUUCUUCAGCGCCAGAUGGCUGUGGUUUUCAAAUGUACAUAAACCGUCACACUUAUGAUUAUCAUUUAUAUUAAGUGGCAGCAUACAGACAAACGUGCCGGGGGCCACGACACUUUAAACAGUGCCAGAGUAGUCGUGGAGUACAAUCAGAUAUAUGCCGGAAAAUAAGAUCUGACUCUUAACCUAGCCUUGCUCCUAGGACGAGAUUUUCAUGCUUGAUAGCACAGAGCCAAAUCAAACAGUCAGUAUAGUUUGCAUCACUCACAUUCGCACUCUGAGAUUAGAGGAGUGGGGCUGGGUCUCUGGGGGGUUGCUCAAGAAAGCCUCUUGCCAGUGUAGUUCACAUAUACUUCACCAGAUUCCUGCAGAGAGAGGACCUUCUGCUGUUGCUCUGUGUGAUCUACCCGCUUUGCUCAAUUGCCUAAAAAUGACCAAUCCAGCUCCUUCGGUGAGUUCUUUUGUGACAUCAAGCGAAAGCACCACCAACAAAAGCUGUGAUGUGUUCAUCUACAAGGAGGCAGCUCGGGUCCUCUUCCCUAUCUUUUACACCAUUGUGUUGGUCAUUAGCAUCUUGGGCAACAGCCUCGUCCUGUAUAUCACCUGGCAGAGGAAGCAGAAGUUAAACUCCACCUCGCUGUACCUGAUCAACCUGGCUGUCUCAGACGCCCUCUUCACCCUUGCCCUUCCGGGUAGGAUCACGUACUAUGUCCGUGGUUUUGACUGGCCCUUUGGAGACCUCCUCUGUGGCUUGACCGCCAUCAUGUUCUACUCAAACACCUACAGUGCCAUCGCUUUCAUGACCUGCAUCAGCGUAGACCGCUACCUGGCCAUGGUGCACCCGCACAAGUGCCAAAGCCUGAGGAACACGCGGGUGGUGCGUGGCGUCUGCGCCCUCAUCUGGGUGGUUGUCAUCUUGGAGACAUCCCCUUUGCUCUUCAGAAGCCUGGUGAAAGAGUUCGAUGGCCAGCGCACAUGUAUGGAGUACUCAAACUUGGUUGACUCUCCCAAGAUGUCAUAUGUGCUUCUGUUUGCCUGCAUUAUUGGGUUCUGUGCACCAUUGGGUCUCAUCCUGUGCUGCUACAGCCAGAUCAGCUGCAAGCUUUCCAGGAUGGCUAAGGACAACCCCAUGACCUGCAGGUCAGGAAAGAGCAACAGAGCCAAGAACAUGAUCUUACUCAUCCUGCUGAGUUUCGUGGUGUGCUUCGGACCCUAUCACAUCAACAUCAUGCAAUUCAUGGUGCGCAGGCUUCUCCACGAGCCUUCUUGUGAGGAGAAGAAAGCCUUCAAGAUGUCUUUGCAGGUCACGGUGUCCAUGAUGAACUUUAACUGCUGCUUGGAUCCUGUCAUCUACUUUUUCGCCAUUAAGACAUACAAGCAAAGGGUGAUGAGCCUCUUCAUGGGUUACAUGCCUACGCUGCUCUCCUCUAGGAGCAUGCCUGAGAACAGCAGCAGUAACACUUGAGAGCCAGCCUGCUUUGGCAAUGCCAUAUUUCAGAUCCAGCAACCUGUAUUGGAAUGCUUGGAUCCUUAAAGAGAGGCUGAAGCAGAAGAUUUUUUCAUGAUUUUAGCUCAGACAAAUCGCUAUUGUUUGAUAGAUGGCUCUUGGCUUAGUCCAAUUUAACAUGUAUACUGUCAAUGUGCAUCUAUUUUAUGCAUUUUUCCAUAUUCUUUGAAAUAUUUUUGCAAUAAUUCAGUAAUUAAAUCCAGGAUUUUUUUAUAAUUAGCUGUUCCUUCUGCAUUUUGUAAGGACUUGCAUAUUUCACCAAGAACCUAUAAAAAAGGGGCUGGUGUUGAGAGAAAUGAGCUGAUCAAACGACGCAUAACCUUCACUUGCAGUGAUUCAGUUCAGGUGUUAAGCAAUGUCUGAUAAACUAGAGUUUUGUCAGAUUUACACCUUAAAACUUCAAAAAUGUGGAUUCCAGGGUAUUUUAUGAGCACCACAGUUCACAAUACUGUUUAGUUAAUACAACAGUUUGUAGAUUCUCUGAUCCUCAUAAUCCUAACUACAUAAUGUACAUAGAAAGUCCUCUGAAGUCCUCUAUUAAAACUUUUUCACAAGCUGUCACUAGGCAAACAUUACUGAGAGUGGCAGACAUUGCUGAAUACACCAUGUAUAAAUGAUUUGGCAUUCACUGAAGAAGAAGCAACAAAAAAUACUUUUUA
Molecule: messenger RNA, 2493 nt
Organism: Electrophorus electricus (electric eel)
Lineage: Eukaryota; Metazoa; Chordata; Actinopteri; Gymnotiformes; Gymnotidae
Product: G-protein coupled receptor 183
Biological process (GO): G protein-coupled receptor signaling pathway
Cellular component (GO): membrane
Molecular function (GO): oxysterol binding; G protein-coupled receptor activity
Source: RefSeq, a predicted model, not a curated record